Messenger RNA from Oikopleura dioica, 906 nucleotides. The record is from the annotation of a GenBank genome assembly. NCBI's taxonomy places the organism in Eukaryota, Metazoa, Chordata, Appendicularia, Copelata, Oikopleuridae.
AUGGCGAGAGGAAAUCGGAUCGAAGCGGUCGAGACCUCUCCAGAAGGAAUGGAGUCCAGCCUGGGGUACCUUUCUUCUCAUUCCCUUUCUAAGAGCGCCGCUCACUCUCCAUCAAUCGACAGCCAUCGUCGCGUGUCCAUUUUCAACCCUAUGACGAAAGAAUCGCGACCCUCUGUUAUCCAACUUUCGCCUGCCGAACCCGUACCCAAGCCCAUCUCAACCGACGCCGAGUUAAUCCCAGAAACGAACGCUUCACUGCGAGCGCUAGGCCCGAACAUCACAAUUCGGCCAAUGGCAGAACCUGAUCCAGAGUCUUGGAAGCACACACUGCAUGCAAUCUGCUACCCAGACGAUAAAGAUGACUUCUUCCCUUGCUUACAUCUGCCAGAGACCACAGAAAUUGCUUCUCGUGUGUCCGUCAUCCGGGAGAACCCGAUUUUAGCUGAAAAACCUGCCCCACUAAUAAACAAAGAUCCCAUUGAUCCUGCCACGAUAGAGGAAGACCUUCGCCGGCUUCGUCUUAUUCAGAGUCUCUUCGAUAAGAAUCAAAAUCUGAAUGAUGACGAAGAGUUUUUUGAGCUCAAGAAAACCCCACAAAAGCGUCCAAUCCAGGAAGUCGCUGCGAAUUCCAUCACCAAACGAUUACAGCCCGUUCAACAAGACAGCAUUUUCUCCAUCGAGCAGACAUUUGGCACUCGACGAAACACCCGUCGCGUUUCUGACGUCUUUGGGUACGGCGCUGGAACUGACAAUGACCUUGAAGCUGCCCUGAAAGCAUCUCUAGAAGACAGCAACGCGAACAUUACAUCACCUGCCAAUACAAGCGGCGUAAAGCCACGAAAAAUCCGCCGGGGUCAUGCAGCCCGAAAAUCAGGUGGCCAAAUUAUGACUGAAGUUUCCACAUAA